Messenger RNA from Chara braunii, 845 nucleotides. The record is from the annotation of a GenBank genome assembly. NCBI's taxonomy places the organism in Eukaryota, Viridiplantae, Streptophyta, Charophyceae, Charales, Characeae.
AUGUUGUAAAGUUUCAACGCAUCCUUCAGUAUGUCCUCCACAUCUACCAUCAGGAGGUGAAGAAAGUCAUAGAUGCCGCUCAAGGUAGCUGGGAGAGGUUCAAGGAGGGGAGCAGGUAGGUUCGAAGAGCCCAUUGCCAGGAUUCAUAGGGAGGCGACGACGAGGCAGGAGGUGGAGAUGAGGAUAGAGGAGUUGCGACCCUCGCCUAUGGGACCUGAUGGCAGGCCGAUCCGCCUGGAGAUUGGAAAUGCGUCGGACUUCAUCCCCGCGUUUGAGUGGUUCAUGCAAGAGCAGGGCAUACAGAGAGAUGAUUGGAUGCAGACACUACCACUCACGACCAGGAAGGCGGAAAUGCCACUGGUUAUGCAGAUCAGGGACAUGGCACGAGAUUGGGAGAGCUGCAGGGCACAUUUGAGAGAGGCCUUUCGACGGCCAGAGCUCCCUCAGCCGAGAGUCGAGAGGCGGGAGAGGAGUCAGAGGCCGAUGGACCCUGAGCCCAGGGAGGCGAGACCAUCUCGAGGAGGACGGAAGRCCCUAGCCAGGAGAGAGCAAGAGCCAGAGGAUGAGGAGCGAGGGGCAUACCCUGAGUGUGGGUUGGGGCUAGUGGAGUUCCAUCGUUUUACUGAGGGUGGAUUGAGGAGGUCGCCAGCACACACACAGGGGGAGCCACCAGCGUCAGAGGGGCCCUUGAGGGAAUUGGAGAUGCAUUUAGAUAUUUCUCGGUGGACGGCGUCGCUUCAGGGUGAGGGGCAUGGAGAGCAGGCAGAGGAGGUGUCACGAGAGAAGGUGCCACGAGAGGAGGUGCGACAGGGGGAGACACCACGAGAGAAGAUGCCGCGGGGGAG